Scaptodrosophila lebanonensis is the source of this 3988-nucleotide messenger RNA. Its product is annotated as inhibitor of Bruton tyrosine kinase. The coding region runs from base 20 to 3616 and encodes 1198 amino acids. Gene Ontology annotation, molecular function: protein binding. The transcript is spliced from 9 exons. NCBI's taxonomy places the organism in Eukaryota, Metazoa, Arthropoda, Insecta, Diptera, Drosophilidae. The record is from RefSeq and is a predicted model, not a curated record.
UCUGAUCUUAAUACAAAAUAUGUCUCUAAAAGCAUAUGAAUAUGAUUGCACUGCUAAGUGCCAUCUGCAUCAUCAUGGAAACACCAUAACAGCGGCACUUACAAAACGCUCAAUAAAUGAUAACAAAUUAGCAACUUUUCUGGCCAGAACUUGCUGUAAUUUCUGCAACAUAUUGGAUGACCUGGGGCGAUCUGCCGUACAUAUGUCUGCGUCCGUAGGACGGUAUUUAAUACUGGAAUGGCUGAUAAACCAAGGCGCAUUUAUUAACGGAAAAGACUUCGAAUCUGGCAGCAGUCCGCUACACAGAGCCCUUUAUUACGGGUCUAUUGACUGUGCGGUGUUAUUGAUGCGGUACGGUGCUAGUCUAGAGCUUUUGGACGAGGACACACGGUGCCCCUUGCAAGCAAUCUGUCGCAAAAGUGAUGUUGAUUUCACCACCGAUUCACAAAAUGAAGCGCUAGUAUGGGGAUCCAAUAAGAAUUAUAACAUAGGUAUUGGCAACGACCAAAACACACACGCACCGCAGGCGGUGGAUUUCUUUCGCAAAGCCAAGAUUUGGAUAGAAAAAAUUGCGCUAGGCGCAUAUCACAGUCUAUUUUUGGACAAGAAAGGCCACCUGUAUGCAGUAGGGCACGGCAAAGGUGGCCGGCUGGGCAUUGGCAUGGAGAACAGCUUACUAGCUCCAAAGCGCGUGCGAGUGCCAUUAAAAAAUAGUGAUGAACGCAUAAUUUGCAUAAGUGCAUCCCGUCAACAUUCGUUGUUGCUCACUAGCCACUCAAUAGUAUUCGCCUGUGGAGUAAAUACUGAUCACCAGCUAGGAGUACGCGAUGCCGGUGAAAACUUAACACAAUUUAAGGAAGUUGUCGCCUUGCGAGACAAAGGCGUAACAAGUCUACUGAGCGUGAUAGCCUGCGACCAACAUUCUAUUGCCUACAGUACAAAAAGUAUUUACGUUUGGGGCGCCAACCAUGGACAAUUCGGCAUCAGCCCAAAUACUAAAACAGUUUCGAUUCCAACAUUAAUGAAAAUACCCGACCGCAUGACAAUACGAUUUGUGGAAGCCAAUAACUCAGCUACAGUAGUGUAUGUAGAAACAAAACUCAUUAUCUUGUUCUACAAUGAUAAAUCUCGUACAAUAAAAACACCAAAUUAUGAAGGCCUGAAAAGUAUAUCAAUAGCGGGCGGUAACAUAAAAAGUUGUACGAAGGGAUCCGCCGCUGCUCUGAAGCUUAUGAUGCUAACAGAAACAAAUGUGUUGUUUUUGUGGUAUGAACAGACACAGCUUUUUUACAGGUGUAAUUUUUCGCCAAUACGAUUGCCUGAAAUCAACAAAAUCCUGUUCAAGUCCAACCAGUUGCUGGUAUUAUCCCAAGACGGCUGCGUGUAUCGAGGCAAAAGCAGUCAAAUAGCAUUAUCAUCCGAUUUAAAUGAAAUGUCAAAGCCCAACAGGGAUGUCUGGCAAAAUAAUGAUCAGAAUCGCACAGAACUAUCACGGGACCAUAUGAUACGGAUCGAGUUACAUCGUGUACCUAAUAUAGAUCGCGCCGUAGAUAUAUUUUGUGAUGAAGGCUUUGCUUCAUUUGCUGUAUUACAAGAGGCUAAUAUGAAGUAUUUUCGCAAGCCAAAAUUACCACACAAAGAGCUUAAUUUCAAGAAGCUCUACCAUGAUACCAGUGAUUCGGAUUCAGUGCAUGAUGUUGUUUUUCAUGUCGAUGGGGAAAGUUUUGCAGCGCAUAAGUUUAUCAUCUAUGCUUUUUCACCAGGAUUGCGAGAACUCAUUAAGUCAUACUUGAAUAAGGACAUUUAUUUAAAUAUCGAGCAUUUAACAUGCAAAAUGUUUGAGCUCAUGUUGAAGUACAUCUACACCUACUAUUUCCCAACAGAGGAGGAUAUUGACAUUUUAAUGCUGAGUUUGGGCCCCAAAAAUCCCCAAAAUCGCAUUGCAGCUUGCCAAAUGUUUUAUGAGCAACUCAACAAUUUCCAAUUAUCUGAUUUGGCUAAAUAUGUGCAUUGCUACAUCAAGGAAAUGGUAUUUAGACCAUUUCCCCGGAUUCGCUUUAAUCGGUUGCGACGCACAGAUUUCCCCGAGCUAUAUGAUUUGCGAAUCAAAUGCGAAGGUGGAGAUAUCCUCGAGGCACACAAAUGCAUUUUGGUCGCUCGCUUGGAAUAUUUUGAAAUGAUGUUUAUGCACUCGUGGGCCGAGCGCACGACUGUUGAUUUUUCAGCUGUACCCAAAGAGUAUAUGGAGCCCAUUUUGGACUAUCUAUAUAGUGCGGAUAUCGAAAGUUUUUGCAAGCAGAAUUACACGGAAACAUUUCUGUACAACAUGACUACCAUUUGCGAUCAGUACUUCAUAGAAUCAUUGCAAUAUGUAUGCGAAUCUCUCAUACUUGAUAAGAUAAGCAUACGCAAAUGUGGCGAAAUGCUUGACUUUGCUGCAAUGUACAAUUGCAAAUUGUUAAAACAAGGCUGUUUGGAUUUCAUAUGUCAAAAUUUGGCUCGAGUGUUAUGCUAUCGUAGCAUUGAACAGUGCGAGUCGAGCACAUUGAAAUGCCUAAAUGAUCACUAUCGCCAGAUGUUUCAUAAAGUGUUUGACUAUCGACAUAUUACACCCUUUUCAGAAGCUAUUGAAGAUGAAUUAUUGCUUAGUUUUGUGGAUGGUCAUGAGGUAGAUUUGGACUACCGAAUAGAUCAGGAGAGUAUUUCAAAAGAGGCAGGCACGCAUAAACAUAAGGAGCUUAAACAAAAGCUCGGCUCGCGUCAUUAUGAGCAACAAGCUAUAUCUAGUAUGAUGAAGUCCUUGAGCUUUGCCGUAAAUACUGCUCAACAAGAUUUAGGAGAUCCUGCCCAAACUUGUUCACUCAAUGACUCCAAGAACUGGUCACGCGUUAUAGACAAAAAGGAGAUGAAACGCAAGUUAGCUGAAACCGCAUUGAAACUGAACAAUACUUUACAACAAGAGGAACAACCAGCCCCAAACUUUGUAGUAAUGUCAGACAAGACUCCCAUCAAAGAGACCACCCCUACUUCAAUUGAAUUGUUCGAAAAAAAUACAUCUAUGGAACCAUCGACGCCAUUAAGCAAGGGCUAUGAUCUCGAUCUCACUUCUCUGACACCUCAAACCCAAAAGCUCUCACAAAAACAACGCAAACGUCUGUCAUCGGAGACAAAGAGUGGUACGUCGACAAGUUGGCGUGCUGAGCCAGCUCUGGUAGAACAGCCCACGACUCCGGUUGCUGUGCCUAAUGCCUGGGGCAUACCAACGUCACCAUCAAAUUCGUUUACGGAACCCUUCCACUCACCUCCAACCGGCAGCAUUGGCGAUCCUGGCUCAUUUGCUAAUAUGAUGCGUAGCUCACUGCCAACAAGCCAAGUAUCGCCGGCUACCACAGAGUGUAGCAACAGUUUCUCCAAAAUUCUUGCCGAUGAGCGCAAACAGCGAAGCUCCUACGAGCGCAUGCGGAAUAAAUCCCUGGCGCAUACACAAAUCGAGGAGACUGCCAUAGCUGAGCUGCGCGAAUUUUACAAUGUGGACAAUAUUGACGAUGAGACAAUUACCAUACAACGUAAAUCUAUGCCCAGAAGCAUUAACUUUAGUACUUGGCUGAAUCAUUAAACUUGAACUGGAUCAGGGGAGGCUGCUAAAUAAUUAUAAUAAGACGUAUGUAUUGUUUUUAAUUUUAUAAUUGACAUAUGCAUGAAUUUUAUAUAGUUGUGUAAAUCCCGUCAAUAAGAACGCUUCAUCGAUGAUAUUAUAUGUAGAACUCUGAGCCACCUGAAAAUGUGCAUAGAUUUACUAAGCAAAUUCAACUAUAAAUAAGGGACAACACAUAUCAUUACUACUAUGUUUAUGGCAAAUGAUAGUCUCUUAUAUAUGUAAUAUGUAACUACAUACAUACAUAUGCAACAACUUUAUUAUAAAUAUGUAUUUACAGAAUACGAGCAUGUGCAAACGCUUUGUAUAAAUACUUACACACAACUGGACAAA